Messenger RNA from Anopheles cruzii, 1299 nucleotides. Its product is annotated as neuropeptide Y receptor type 1-like. Gene Ontology annotation, cellular component: membrane. The transcript has 4 exons. Gene Ontology annotation, biological process: G protein-coupled receptor signaling pathway. Bases 1 to 1299 code for a protein of 432 amino acids. The record is from RefSeq and is a predicted model, not a curated record. Lineage: Eukaryota; Metazoa; Arthropoda; Insecta; Diptera; Culicidae. Gene Ontology annotation, molecular function: G protein-coupled receptor activity.
AUGCGAACCGGAUUCCGAUUCGACCCGGAGAGCCGGCCCCUCCAGUACAUCCCGGCCUCGCGCUUCUUCUGGGCAACACCGACGGUCAACACAUCGCUCUACAACUACCCGUUGGAACUGUGGAGCACGAUCCCGGAGACAGAGCUGAUCGUGAAGCUGUGCGUGUUCCUCCCGAUCAUCCUUUUCGGGCUGGCGGGUAAUGGCGUUCUGCUCGAGGUCAUCUUUUGCAACCGCACGUUGCGCACGCCGAGCCAUCUGCUGAUCGCGAACCUGGUCGUGACCGACUUCCUGACGCUGCUCGUCUGUCCCAUUUUCUUUAUGACGCACGAUUUCUUUCAAAACUAUCUUCUCGGCCCCGUCGGCUGUAAACUGGAGGGAUUGAUCGAAGGUGGUCUGCUGGUCACUUCCGUGCUGAGCAUGUGCGUUAUUAGCUACGAUCGCCUGUCGGCGGUGGUGCUUUCGUCCGGCACGCGACUAAAGGGCCGUGGAACGGCAGCGGCCAUCGCAUUCUGCUGGGUGGCCGGCUUCUCGAUCGCGCUGCCCCUGUUGCUGUAUCGGCACUUCAAAGUACGACGCUGGCAGAAUGUGAUCGAGAUGUACUGCCACGAGGAUCGCUCCGUUCUGGCGCCGUACUGGGAGUUUCUGCUGGUGAUGCUGGUCUGGUUGCCGCUCGGGAUUAUGCUGAUCGCGUACACGCUCAUUUUAGUGAAGCUGGACCGCUACGAGAGGAGUGCCCUACGGCGGCAACACCCGAUGGUGGUACGGUACAAAAGCCGGGUGGCCAAAACGCUCUUUAUCGUCCUGCUGGGCUUCAUCGUGGUCCGUGUCCCGUUCACGGUGCUGGUGUUUGUGUUCUACAGCGUCGAACACUUCGAACACAUUCAGUUUAACGAACGAUUUAUCUACAUGUGGUGGUUCGCGAAAGUGGCCUUCAUUUUCCUGAACGCCGCCAUCAAUCCGCUCAUCUACGGGCUGACGAACAAAACGUUCAAAAGCGCACUGCGGGGAUCGAAGGUGCUGCAAUUCCUGUGCCGACUGCCACCGGAACAGGGACCGGACGCUGCCCCGACGGAUGCUGCCCUACGUCCCGUUUGCUGUUGGUGUUGCUGUCGCGACGCGGCUCAAGCUGGCGACAGUCCGGAUCCGGAAGGAUCGUCGCAGGAAGAGCAGAUCAUCUAUCGGUCACGGUUCCCCCGGCUCAGCAAGCGUUUCCGUGCCACCUGGCUGAACUCUACGUUCCGAAACAAGCUGCGCAAGAAAACGGACUCGACGGUCGAGGAUAAGGAUAAUGUAAUGUAA